AUGACUUCGCGUUUCAAAAACUUCCCGUUCUCGUCGAAGCGCAAGAACAGCAGUAAUUCGACUAUCUCUCAGGCCCCGGCUAACUACGUUCCUCCUCCGCCUGCGAGCAACGUUUCCACUAGCCCCCCGCCACCCUCGACUGCCUCCUCCACCAGUCUCCCCAUGAACGGCCGGCCUCCAAGUUAUACAUACACGGGAAGGGCGAGCCCCAUGUCGGUUGCCGGCCAGCAAGUAGCCCAACACCCCUCCAUCAAUACCGCCGUCCAGCCCGUGCAGUAUGCGCAACCAGUCGCCGGAGGCCCUCCUGGCUAUGGCUACCAGCAACCAGCACCACAGCCGUUGCAUCAGCACGGUAUGCAAUCCUCUUUGGGCCCCGCGCAGGGCAUUCGCAAUCCCGCCGCGGAAGUGGACGGCACCAACAGGAACAAGGCGCAAUUGAUUGUGGGUAUUGAUUUUGGGACGACCUUCUCCGGUGUUGCUUAUGCCUUUGCUACCAACAAUGAGGCUCGGGAAGACAUAAUCACCGAGUGGCCAGGCGCUGGUACUCACACCAAACAAAAGAUUCCAACGGUGCUCUACUACGAUGCAUAUCAGAAGGUAGUUGGAUGGGGUCCAGAUAUUGCCGAUGCCUUGGCACCUACCGGUUUCCCAAAAACUGGUGUACAAAAGGUCGAAUGGUUUAAGCUGCAGUUGAUGCUGUCUGGAAACACCUACAUCGAUCCCAUAAACCUGCCACCGCUGCCUCCAGGCAAAUCAGAAAUAGAUGUAGCGGCCGAUUAUCUCUUCAAGAUUCGACAAGCAAUGCGCGCUCAGCUACAAAAGACUCUGGGCGAGGUUUUCAAUCGUGAGGAGCGGAAUAUUCGCUACUUCUUGACCGUCCCUGCUAUUUGGAAUGAUGCAGCCAAGGCUGCCACACGCGCUGCUGCCAUCCAAGCUGGCUACCUGCGUGAUGAACACGACAAUCGUUUGACCCUGAUCACCGAGCCUGAGGCUGCUGCCAUGUUCUGCGCCAAGACUGGCCUCCUGAACUUGAAGAUUGGCGAUGCCAUUCUGAUCGUUGACUGUGGUGGUGGUACUGUCGAUUUGAUUGCUUAUGAAGUUGAAGAGGAGAGUCCUUUUACAGUGGCCGAGUGCACGGCAGGAUCCGGUGAUUCGUGCGGUUCAACGGCCUUGAAUCGCAAUUUCAGCAACAUCUUACGUGCCAGAAUCCGUAAAAUGAAUCUUCCAGAUGGAUCGCGAACCGCUGGACGAGUUUAUGCCAAGUGUAUUAUGGACUUCGAAAACCGAAUCAAGGCCGAUUUCCGCAACAACGGACAGAAAUGGGCUGUUGACGUUGGCAUCGAAGCUGAUUAUCCGGAAGCGGGCAUCGAGGAUAGUUACAUGACUUUCACGAACGAGGAGAUAUUGCAAUGUUUUGAACCCGUCGUGAACCGUAUUUUAGAAUUGGUGCGCAAUCAAAUCAUUGCUAUCCAAGCGCAAAACAAGAGACUCCAGAAUGUCCUCGUCGUGGGUGGAUUUGGUGCAUCUGAGUAUCUCUUCCAACAGAUUAAGUUACAUGUGCCACCUCAGUUCCAAUCAAAGGUUGUACGCCCAAUGGACUCAGUGGCCGCAAUAGUGAAGGGUGCUGUUACAGCAGGUAUUGCCGAGAGAGUCAUUACUCAUCGUGUUGCUCGUCGACACUACCUUGUGGCUACGUUGCAGCCUUUCAAAGAGGGCUAUCACCCUGAACAAUAUCGUGUUCCCAGUCUGGAUGGCAAGGACAGAUGCAAGUACACUCGCCAAAUAUUUGUGCAAAAAGGCGAGCGCGUCAAGAUUGGCGAGCCUGUCAAAGUCAGCUUUUUCCGCCAAGUCGCUCCUGGUGCUACCUUGAUGUACGAAGAUAUUCUGUACGCUUGCGAUGAAGAUGUCUGUCCAGAAUAUGUCAAGGACCCUCGUAUCAAAGAGUAUGUUACGCUCACAUCUGAUCUCUCACGCAAGAAUCUCGAAAAAGACUUUGAGCGCAUGGAUACACCAAAUGGUAUAUUCUACCGAGUAUACUUUGACAUUUACCUCACCCUUGACGGAUCUGAGUUCAAUGCCGAAUUAGUGUGCCAGGGCGAAGUCAUGGGUCGCUGCUCAGCACGUUUCAAGUAG
Talaromyces atroroseus is the source of this 2133-nucleotide messenger RNA. RefSeq lists its product as hypothetical. Lineage: Eukaryota; Fungi; Ascomycota; Eurotiomycetes; Eurotiales; Trichocomaceae. The record is from RefSeq and is a predicted model, not a curated record. Gene Ontology annotation, molecular function: ATP-dependent protein folding chaperone; ATP binding. The transcript has 3 exons. Bases 1 to 2133 code for a protein of 710 amino acids.